Messenger RNA from Glycine soja, 1421 nucleotides. RefSeq names its product protein SEH1-like. NCBI's taxonomy places the organism in Eukaryota, Viridiplantae, Streptophyta, Magnoliopsida, Fabales, Fabaceae. The transcript has 8 exons. Gene Ontology annotation, molecular function: structural molecule activity; protein binding. The record is from RefSeq and is a predicted model, not a curated record. The coding region runs from base 83 to 1063 and encodes 326 amino acids. Gene Ontology annotation, cellular component: Seh1-associated complex; nuclear pore outer ring. Gene Ontology annotation, biological process: cellular response to amino acid starvation; positive regulation of TORC1 signaling.
UGGAAAAUUGGAUUAGCGCGAGUGUUAAACCCCGGAAACUAGUUUUCAGGUUUGGGCAGUUUCAGUGCUCACUGAAAGAGAAAUGGCGAAGGAGUUGUUGACUCUUGAUAAUGGCACAACCUGCACAUCAUGGAACUAUUCUGGCACCAGGCUCGCUGCGGGUUCCGUUGAUGGCACGCUUUCAAUCUUCGAUUCCCGCGACCCACCUUCAUCUUCUUCCCUCCAUUCUACUUUCAAAUCUAGGGUUCUAGAAGGAAACAUCGUGAAGAUUGUUUGGAUUCCGCCAGAGUAUGGUGAUGCAGUUGCGUGCAUUUCUGCCGAUGGAAUUGUUUCAUUGUGGGAGGAGGUCGCAGAAGAUUCCCAGUCUCUUCAGUGGAAGAUGUUCAAAAGCUUUGGAAACAGUUCAAGCAAAGUCCUUGAUGCUCAAUUUGGAAUCUCUCUGACUAGUUUGAAAAUGGUUGCUGCAUAUUCAGAUGGGAAUGUAAGAGUUUUUGAGCUCUCGGAUCCCUUGGAACUGAGAAACUGGCAGCUUCAGGCUGAAUUUCAAAAUGUUAUCGAGUCAGUGUCUUCGUUUGGAAAGGCCUCAUGCCUCUCAGCAUCCAUAUCUUGGAAUCCACAAAAAGGUGGAAGCCAGGAGUCCAGCUUCCUUGUAGGCUUCAAUUCAAAUACAUCAGAGCUUAAUUCUUCUAAGGUUUGCGAAUUUGAUCAGGCUCAUCAAAGAUGGCUUCCUGUGGCAGAACUGGCACUCCCUGAGGAGAAGGGUGAUCAGCUUUAUGCUGUUGCAUGGGCACCAAAUAUUGGCAGACCAUAUGAGAUCAUUGCGGUUGCAACCCACAAGGGACUUGCAAUAUGGCAUCUUGGAUUGAACCCUGAUCAUGAUGGAAGACUCCCAGUAGAGAGAGUUGCACUACUGUCAGGUCACGAGGGCAUGGUGUGGCAAAUGGAGUGGGAUAUGAGUGGAAUGACUUUGGCUACUACAGGUCAUGAUGGAAUGGUCCGAUUAUGGCAGUCGAAUCUCAAUGGCGUUUGGCAUCAGCAAGCUGCAUUUGAACCCACUUCUUAGCCACUCGUCACCAAGUUAUACCCAGCCUUUUUAUGUGGAAAACGAAUCUCGUAUGGGCUCUGGAGAGAAGGUUGAAAGAUCUGUCUGUUUAUUGAUGAUAAUCGAUAUUUAAACCUCAUUCAAAUUGUUGUAAGUAGUAAACUGGCCUGGGUUUAUUUUUGCCCCCCAAAAUAGGAUGAUGUGUAUUCUGUUGUGAUUUAGGUGGACAAUAUUCUCGUGCUACAUGAUAGUUGUCAUAAAAUCGAAAAUCGAAUGGAAGCAUGAAGAAAAUGAGCAGAAGCAGAAAAGAGUUAUCUGAGAAGGAAGAAAGGGAAUUGGAAUAGAAAAAAUAACUUAAAUGAAUUAUUGCUUCUGUCUA